Molecule: messenger RNA, 1488 nt
Organism: Ichthyophthirius multifiliis
Lineage: Eukaryota; Ciliophora; Oligohymenophorea; Hymenostomatida
Product: npl4 family protein, putative
Exons: 5
Biological process (GO): ubiquitin-dependent protein catabolic process
Cellular component (GO): nucleus
Molecular function (GO): ubiquitin protein ligase binding; ubiquitin binding
Source: RefSeq, a predicted model, not a curated record
AUGCAAAACUAAUAACAAGAAAUAGUUUUAAGAAUUCGUUCCUCAAAAGGUUAUAAUAGAGUAUCCAUUAAACUUUAAGACUCUAUUGGUUAACUGAAAUAAAAAAUACAAGAACUUACUACUUUAGCACCUUCUGAUUAUCAACUUUACUAUGAUUAAUAAUAUAAAAUUAUUUUAUAAGGUACAGAUAAAACAUUAAUUAGUUAGAUUCCAAUGUUAAAAAAAUGUAAUCAUGGUCCUCAAGGAAGUUGUUUAAAUUGUAUUGAUACAUCUAAAAAGGAAGAUGAAAAACAAGAAAGGUAAAAAUGGAAUUGUUAGCAUGGUCCUACAGGUAAAUGCUCACAUUGUAUAAAUUCUGAAUUGAUUCAAAAUGUAAAGCACGUAUCCUUUACCUAUUUUUUAGAAGAAAAAAAAUCUAAAUGUAAAGGCUAACACCCUUUAGAUGGAAUAUGCUCGAAUUGCUUGCCUCCUUCAGAACAAAGAAUGACAGUUGACACAACUUGCAAAAAUCACGAGGCUUGGCCAAAAGCAAUGUGUAAUAAAUGCCUUCCUCCAAGUUGCGUAAUAGCUAGAUAGCCAUAUAGGCAUGUAGAUUUUGCUUAAUUUAUGAAUGUGAAGGAGAUUUCAAAUUUCGUAUAAUCAUGGACUUAGACGUCUCACACAUAAUAAAAAAUGGGUUUUUUAUAUGGAUAUUAUGCUGAAGAUCCGAAUUAUAAAGGAGGUGUAAGGGCAAUAAUAGAAGCAAUAUAUGAACCUCCAUAAGUAGGUGAUAUUUCAGGUUUCAAAUUAUUAUAUGAUGAAUAUGAAUAAUAUGUUGAUUAAAUCGCUGAAGCACUUACUUUGGAAAAAAUAGGUUGGGCUUUUACUACCAUCAAUCAUGAUACAUUCCUUUGCUCACAUGAAAUUAGAAUGGCGGCUAAAUAUUAAGAAUAAUAUAGAGUUCUACAUGAAUCUGGGUAUCCUUUUUCCACUUUCAUUAGUGUAGUACUUAGAACUGGUAAAGAUAAUCCAAGUGAAGUUAGACCUGAAGUCUAUAUGGUGUCAGAUUAGGCUUAGAUAAUGGAAAAAAAUAAUAUAUUUGGAGAAAGUGAAAGAAGAAAAUUCAUGUAAAUUAGAGAUCCGGUUAAUGAUACUGAUGUUUUACCGUAAAUUAUUGUCGGGGGAAAGACUGUUAAAGAAUUUGAACCUGAUUAUUUCAUUGUAAAUGUUGCCCAUGGACAUUCUAAUCAUAAUAAGUUUUCGAUUAUUAAACAUGCAGAUUUUCCUGUUGCUAAUAGAUAAUAAUAAAGCCCUAUGGAAGUUAAAAAAUAUUUAUAAAAAUUCAAAAACUAAAAAUCUUUUGAAAAAUAUUCAGAUUUUCAUUUAUUAUUGUAUUUAGCUAAAUUGGUUGAUCUUUAAACUGCUUUAGUUAUUGCUUAAUCAGUUGCUUAAGAAACUGAUAUCCCUGAAGGAUGUGAAAAUUUAAUUAAUCAAAUUAUCGGCUAUUGA